GGUUCGCCAGUUGAAAACUGAAUUGUAUGAGGAGAAGCUGACCACUGCAAAUCAAACAAAGGUAAUCAUAUGGUUUUGUGUGUGUAUUAUGUCCCCUUUUCAUAUUUUGGAUUUGGUUACUAUCUCGCUGAUCGAAAAUGCAAAUUCAUAGAGCAGAAAAUAGAAGAACUUGAAGAGGAAACAAGAAGAUUAAGCAAAGAGCUUGACAGUGAAAAGGAAGCUCGAGAAGAAGCAUGGGAUAAAGUUUCUAUUCUUGAGCUUGAGAUAAAUGCCACAAUGCGGGAUCUAGAUUUUGAGAGGAGGAGAUUAAAAGGUGCCAAGGAAAGACUUAUGCUUUGGGACACACAACUACGGGCAUUUUAUUCCACUACUGAGGAAAUGCAAGUACUCUUUGCUAAGCAACAGGUGCAAUUAAAGGCUAUGCAGAGAACUCUUGAAAACGAAGAGAAUUACAAGAAUACUUUUGUAGAUAUGGAUGGAGUGAUCGGUGGAACCCCUGGAAGAGAGAAGUUGCAGGAUACUAUAGCAAAAAUGCUACAAAGGCAGGAUGAACUGCAUCUACACUGA
Messenger RNA from Arachis ipaensis, 567 nucleotides. NCBI's taxonomy places the organism in Eukaryota, Viridiplantae, Streptophyta, Magnoliopsida, Fabales, Fabaceae. The record is from RefSeq and is a predicted model, not a curated record.